Molecule: messenger RNA, 736 nt
Organism: Camellia sinensis
Lineage: Eukaryota; Viridiplantae; Streptophyta; Magnoliopsida; Ericales; Theaceae
Source: RefSeq, a predicted model, not a curated record
AUGGGCAGCUUGUACCUCAGAGGCCUUCAGAUUCACCUUUUUUCCCAGAAAACCAUCAUUCUGUUGACAAUUUUGGUCCUUUUGUUGAAACUCAGAGAACUGCUGUAUCUCCCCCUGUAUGGGGUAACCAGGCAAAGUUGCCAGGAAAUUUUAGCAACUCAUGGACUUGCCAAGAGCAGCCUGCAGUCUUACCUUAUGAUUCUAGAAAAAAAAUUUGCAACCAAGAAUGUGGAUGCUCAGGCUACAAAAAGAACCAGGUCCCCACCUAUACCAUCUGUGUAUGAAGUUUUUCAGGAAAAUUCUCAUCUUAGUCGAAAUGACAAAAUUCAAGCUGUGCUUGAGGCAGGUGUCUGUCCACGGCUUGUGGAGCUUCUGUUGUAUGUUCCUAUUUGCUUCAUACUUCUUCAUUGUGACAUUGAUUUUAAAUUUGUUCUUGUACUCGCACUUAGGAUAGUGGGAAACAUUGUUAAUGGUGAUGAUGCCCAAACUCAGUUCUCACACAAAAUCACAAGAAAAGCAUCAAGAAAUAAGCUUGCCGAACAAUAUCAAAUAUCACUGCUGGGAGUAGAAGUCAAAUUUAGGUAUAUAUUUGAGUUAGAAAUUUGGGCACAGCUCGUUCAUCAUCAGAGGAGAGGCACAUGCACUCAUCAUAACUGUUUUCAUAUGGAACCACUCUUGUUCUGUUUUGUAAAUGGCAUUUGGGUUGUGUUCUGACCGUCUAUUUUGAUUUCCAUAA